GUAUGGAUUGCUCACUCACUGAAGCAGCAAGCACACUCAUCUCUCUUUGGGCUUUUAAUCUUCUACACACAGGCUUGCUGUACAGAUUUUUCUAACUGUAUAUUUCAAGCCUGCUACACUUCUAUCAUAUACCAAUGUUGGAUUUUUUGUGGAUUUUUGUCUUAUCAGUGGAUUUGUGUGAAAUCUUCUUUGUUUGUGGGUUAUUGUGAAAAAGCUGAUUUUAAUUGACAGAAGACUAACAGCUUAACUAAAGCUUGAAGUCAAAGCAAGAUGGCAGUGAUCAACUUGUUGAUAUUCUCCCUUCUUCUGUCUGAUUGUGUGGCACUGAAAAUUCUUCACAGUUUUAGAGAUCCAGACAGCAACCAGUUCACAAAACUAGUCAUAAAUAAACAAACAGGCCAUGUCUUUCUUGGUGCCUUAAACAGACUUCAUAAACUAACACCUAAUCUAGAAAUAAAACAUAGUGCUUCUUCAGGACCAAGAAUGGACAACCCCAAUUGUCCCCCUCCAAUUAUGCCUUGUUCGGAGGAUAAAGUGGAAUUGAACAGUCAAAUAAAGGGAUUAGUAAUCGACUAUUCAUCUAACUCUUUAAUAAUGUGUUCAUCAUUGUUUCAUGGAUCGUGUCAGAUAUUAGCUUUAAACAAUAUUACCCAUGUCAAGAAGUUCGUUCAUAGACCUUUAGUACCAAAUAAUCAUUUUCAAAGUUUUAUGUUUAUAGCUCCAAGCAUCAACAAUAGUCAGGCUUUAUAUAUUGCUAAUACUUACAGUAAUUACGGUAAUAAAGCUUAUCGUGAUUUAGUGCCCAGCAUCAGUAGUAACCAACUCGAUAGCCUAGAUCUCAUGUAUAGGGACUCACAGGGUGCUACCAAACUAAGCAUCCGAAAACAGUAUCGGAAAAGCUUUAUUGUUCGACAUUUAUAUGGAUUUUCUACUGGAAAGUUUGUUUAUUUUGUCACACUGCAAAAAGAAAAGCCUGGAUCUAAGAAAUUUGUGAGUAGAAUUAACCGGUUGUGUCAGACGGAUAAAUAUUUCCGUUCUUUUGUGGAGGUACCUCUUCAGUGUGAAGGACCAAAUGGUGAAGCUUAUGAUAUUUUUGAUGGUGGUCAUUUUAAAAAUGAUGUACUCUAUGCCAGUUUUUCUGAUACAUUCAAUACGAAUGAUAAAACUAAAGCAGCCAUAUGUAAAUAUUCCAUCCAGGAUAUUGAUGCCAUGUUUGAUGAGACAGUUACCAAUUGUUACCAGGGUAAUGGUAAAAUAGGACCAGAGCAUUAUAUACAGAAACAUGACUGUUCACCCUCGACGUCUGGCGUUGAUAUGUGUGGUGGAUCUAUUUUAGCAGAUAAUUAUACUUCUAUAGAAGGAAAUAAACCAAUCAAAUCAUCACCGUUAUAUAUAUUUACCAAUCAUGAAAGACCAAGUUCUCUUAUAGCACGUAAAGAAGGCCAACACCAAAUAAUUUACAUUGGAACGCAGACUGCAACUUUGACAAAGCUACUUGUAGAAAAUAACAAGGCACAGAUACUAGAUCAAAUAGUUGUUAGUGUUGGUGAUAUGAUAUUACAAAUGGCUGAAAGUAAAAAAGCAGACGAACUUUAUGUUCUAACUAUGAAUAAGGUAUCAUUGGUAUCAACAUAUCAUUGUAAUAAACAUUUAACAUGCGAUAGUUGUAUGAAAGAUGGAGAUAAUACUUGUGGUUGGUGUAUCCUUGGCAACAGAUGUACCACAGAGCAACACUGUCAAUCAUCAGCUAUAAGCCCUCAUUGGUUACCUAAAUCUGACCAAUCAUGUGCCUCCAUUUCAAACGUUAAUCCAACCAUAUUAAGCUAUGAAAGCUUACAAAACAAUGAAGUUUCAAAUGAGAUUCAGUUUAAAUUGGGCAAGUUGAGUUUGAGUGAAGAUCACAAUAUGGAGCUAAAAUGUAUGUUUGUAAAUGGUAUAAAUAAACAUGGUACAACAGCUGUUUUAAAAAAUAAUUAUAUAACAUGUCCGUUACCUGAUGAACAACAGUUACCAAUUAUACCAAAGGGUAAGGAUCAUGAAGAUUUUGAACUAGAGUUUCAUGUAGCAGGCAAGAUGAUUGUAAAGAGAGAUUUAUCUAUAUUUGAUUGUAGGGGUAAUAACAAUUGUACAAGUUGUGCUAGUAGUCAGUUUAAUUGUCAAUGGUGUUAUUCUAGUCAUAGUUGUAUUAAACAGACAUCAUCAUGUCAACAGGGGAAUGGUUUUACUACAACAGAUAAAUGUCCACGUCUAGAGACGUCUGCUACUGAUACUGAUAUAUUAGUACAUUCUGGUGAACAGAAAACAAUAUCUGUACAAGUCAGGGCAUUACAGGCGGAUCAGAAGAAGAAUUUAAAGUGCCAUUUUGAUUUAUCGGGUAAAAUGCAAUCUGUGUCUGCUCGAAUAUCAUCAUCUACAUUAACAUGUGAAACCGUACAAUUAGCGUAUGCUGAUGAUAUACCAUAUGUAUUAGCUGGUUUUAAAGUUACCUGGGGAAAAGAUAAUAAUCCUCUAGAUAAUCCACAAGAUAUGAAUGUUCGUAUUUAUAAAUGUCCGUCUAUGGUAACUAAUUGUGGUAAAUGUUUAAGUCUAGAUGUAGAAUAUGAUUGUGGAUGGUGUGAGAAUACAUGUACUCUACAGAAAAACUGUUCUAGAUCAUGGUUAGAUCAAUCAGAAACUUGUCCUAACCCCCAGAUUUUACGGUUUAGUCCUAGUACUGGACCUAUACAAGGUGUAACACAGAUAGAAGUUAAUGGUUUAAAUCUGGGUAAACAAUUAUCAGAUAUAAUAUCAGAUGUAACUGUAGCAGGUGUAGAAUGUGUCGUCAUGCAGGAUCAUUAUGAACCUUCUUCUGGGUUUAAAUGUGAAACUAAAGCUGUAAAUACGGUGAAAUCAGGAAAUAUUAAAGUUAGAGUAGAUAAAAAAUAUACAGCAGUAUCUGAUACCAUGUUUGAAUUUGUGGAUCCUCAAGUAGAUGGUUUUACGCCAGUAUUAGGACCAAUGUCUGGUGGUACUAAAGUUAUUAUAACAGGUUUAAAUCUAGAUACUGGUAGUAGAACAGAAGUUAUAGUAGGUGGGGCUACAGUACCAGUUAUAAGGUCGAAUAUGACAGCUUUAGAAUUUAAAACACCAAUGAAAUCAAGUUCUGGUGAAAAAGCUAAUGUUGAAGUAGAUUUUGGUGGUUAUAGAAAAAGAGUUGAUAAUAAGUUUACAUAUACACUAGAUCCAGCUAUAACUAUGAUAGAACCUAAACGCAGUAUAUUAAGUGGAGGAACAACAAUUACUGUAAUGGGAACAAAUUUGAAUUUAAUUCAAGAGCCCAAGUUUUUUACAACAUAUGGUGGUCUUAUUUAUUCUAGUGCAUGUCUUCAACAGAAUGAGUAUAUGUUAUAUUGUAGUGUACCAGGUAUAAAUGCUGCAGGUGUUAAUGUAACUGAUACUAAUCCACUAGAAGUACAUUAUGGUUUUGAUAUGGAUAAUGUUAAAUCUUUACGAAAUAUCUCUCAUAAUUUUGCUUUUGGACCAAUGUUAUAUUUUCCUGAUCCAAGUAUUUAUAAAUUUGGAGGAGAGGAUGCCACCAAGAAAUAUAUCCAAGAUGAUUUGUUAGCUAUACCGGGCAAGUUCCGUAGUGUUAACCCUCUGAUGUCCAAUGUAAUAGUGUAUGUAGGAUCUGAUAAAUGUGAGAAUGCAGCAUCAACUGAUUCAGCUAUAACAUGUGAACCACCAGAGAAACCUUCUGGUAUUAAUAGUAAUGGAAAAGCUGUAGUGGAGUUACGUAUUGGUAAUUUGAAGUCUGAUGUAGGAUAUUUACAGUAUUAUGAAGUAGAUAAUACAGAGAAACCUAUAGCAUUAGGUAUUAUAUUAGGUGUUGUUCUACCUAUUAUAGCUAUUAUAGCAUUACUAGCAUUCUGUGUUAUUAAAAAACAUCGUAAACAUGGUCCUAGUGAGAACUAUAUACCAGAUGUAUUAAAGGAUUAUGAAGGACAGAAAGAAGAUGUAGAAAUUGGUUUAAAUCAUGUUUCUGUUAAAGCUGAUAUGAAUGGACUUACUGAUGAGAAAGAUUGUGCACCACAUAUUGCUGAGUUAUUGAGUAAAUUUGAAGAUAAUGCAGUUCGUCAGAAUAUAUCUUCAUUACUUGUACCACGUAGCAAAUUAGAUAUUGGUGAACUUAUUGGCAAAGGUAAUUUUGGUGCUGUAUAUAAAGCACAAUAUCAGAGAACUACAGAAGAAAAACAGGUACAAGUUGCUGUUAAAACAUUACAAGGUAAAGGUACAGAAAAUGAAAGAUUAGAGAAUUUUCUACAAGAUUGUGUUAUAUUAAAAGAUUUACAACAUCCUAAUAUACUGACAUUAGUUGGUGUAUGUAUAACGGCUAGUGAUGAUCCUAUAUUAAUUAUGCCAUUUAUGGCAACAGAAGAUCUUAAAAGUUUCAUCAGAGAACCUUCUAAGAAAUUGACAGUAUUGGAGUUAUUAGAUUUUGGAGUACAGAUAGUAAAAGGUAUGGUGUAUUUAGAAGUAGUACAAGUUGUUCACAGAAACUUAGCUGCCAGAAAUUGCAUUGUAACAGAAGAUAUGAAGAUACAGAUAACAGAUUGUGGUAUAACUAAAAGUCUGUUUGAUAAAGAUUAUCUAAUUGAUGGACAGACAACAUCUCUUAUAAAAUGGAUGGCACCAGAAAGUAUAGAAAACUUUACAUUCUCUAAUAAAUCAGAUGUGUGGUCGUAUGGUGUUGUAUUAUGGGAAUUGUUAACAAGGGGAGUAACUCCCUAUCCUGAUGUGGUAAAUUCUGAUUUAGUUCAGUAUUUACAGAGUGGAAAGAGAAUGAAGAAACCUAAACAAUGUACACAACCUAUAUUUGAAUUGAUAGAGAAAUGUUGGUGUGAGUCACCAGAUGAUAGACCAAACUUUUCUACAUUAGACACACAACUACAAAUAUUAAUUACUAGUGAUGACAAAUCAACAGACGACACAGAGAAUAAACCACUAUUAAACGCUGUUGAUAUUGGUGGAUCUACAGAAUACUUAGAAGUUAUUGGCUAAAAGGUCUUUAGUAAUUAAUAUUAGCUUAUUUUAUAAAAGACCCUUUAAACUAUAAGAACUUAUUUAGAAGCUGUUUAGAGAGUUGUUAGCAUAGAUUGCUAUGCAAGUUGAACAUUGGCUUUUAUACAGUACGUCCUUUCCAUCAUGUUGAUGUACUUGGAAAUUAAUGUUGAUGAUUUAAACUGAUUUUCAAAAUUUAAAAAGAAAUUGAUCAGGAUUGAGAUGUGUAAUGAUAGUAGAUUAUAAAUGUUCAAGACGAUUUACAUACAUUUAAAAAUCAACCAAUAUAUUUUGACUGAUGUGUUAUAUUUUGUUUUUACUGAUGUGUUACAUUUUAUUUUUACUGAUGUGUUACAUUUUAUUUUUACUGAUGUGUUACACUGAUUAGAAUGAAAUGGGCUAGAUGUGUCAGAUGCUAUAUAUCCAAGUUAGAAUACAGUGGUUAUUGCCAAAUAUAUAAACAUUUGUAUGAUCACAGUGAACAGUGUAUUGGUGCUUUAAAUGGUUUUAUUUUUUAGAACUUUUUAUAUAAUUUAGGAUUUAUUUUAUUUUGUUUUAUACAUUUAGAUCUGAUUUUAUAGUUUAUUUGUUUCUAUUAGAUUUAGAUUGCUACCUCUUUGUUUCUUUCAUUUUUUUUUUUUUUUUCUCAUCAUAUGUCAUGUUUUCUGAUAUUUUAAAUUGGUGUUCAGUUUAUACCCUCCAUUUGAUGUGCUCGUGAUUGUUGUUACAAUAAUCAAAGGAAUAUGUCUGUAGUAAAAGUCGGAUAGUUCCGAUGAACUCUUAUUUUUACAUUAUGACAUUCAGCAAUGCAGAAUCUCAUUUAAGUGACAGAUCAUAGUAAUUUUAUAACUUUAGAUUUGAAGGUUGCGGGAUUUGAAUCUAUGUUUAAGAUAACAUGCUUCCACCCCCACAAUUGCUUUUAAAACAAAAGCAGUUGUAGAGCAAUAUUGUAAGGGUGUGCUUGAUAUUUCUAGAACACCUGAUACCACAUCACACUUUUCUUGUAUUGUGUAUUUGACAUGCUGAUUAAAGACAUUGUAUGAAACUGUCACUUUAAGUUUUUUGUAUAGUAUUGAUAUUUGUGCCAUAAUAAUAACAUUGUAAGUAUACCAUGUAAAUAAUUGUAUAACUUUAUCAGCAUAAGUUUAAUGUUUGUUACAUAUUGUCAUCUUUAUAUUAUUUUUUAUGCAUCUAAAGGGAAAGUGCUGCAUAUUCCCUCUUAGAUCUGUCUACAUUCUCACUGGACUACAAUCCAAAGUAUAGAUGAUCAAAUUGGUAAACUUUAAUUUCUUAUCUAAGAUAGUUUUUAUGUCCGACUUGUCUACUUUUAUACCUAUUAGUUUUAUAUUCAUUUCAGCAAUGAUUUAGAAUACUUAUAUUGUAAUGCUUACUGGAACUUGCCAUACCUCCGUCCAUAAUUUUGUUGUCAUUUUUUAAAAUCUGAAUUUGUCCAAUCGAAUUAGAUAUCUUUAAAUUUUUAAACAUUUUUAGUACAUACAAUUGAUACAUCAUUUGGAUUAAGCAUUGUAAGAUUUAAAAUUGAAUGUAGUAAUGUAGACUAUUUGAAGGGGUAUGUAUUACAUGUAAAUAGAGUACAGAGCAUAUCUGUUGCAGGUAAUGUAAAAGUGACUUAAUAUAAGGCUCCAUUAUUGCAUGGAUUUUGCAUAAAGCAAAUUACAUAGAGUUUUAGAAGCAAGUCAGUUGAUUAUAUAAAGUUAAUUUUUGAUCAGAACCUUUGUUUUAAUCAGAGUAACUGAGAGAAUUAGUUUCGGAAGUUAACUUAAUGAAAUUGUUUGCUGAAAGUUAUUUUUGCAAUGGACAGUGUAUAAUGUACUUGUAGAUAAUAUUUUGCUCAAUAAUUAUAAAUAUUAUAAGAAUGUUGUGUUAUAAUUGUGAUGUUUAUAUAUCAACUAUAGUGAGUAGUUUAUUGUGUAAAACUGUAUUAUAUUGUGUCAUUUUUUAUUAUAUUAGAAUUUGUGAUAAACCUUUAUACUUAAUAUAUGCAUAAUAAACUGUUGUAUGUGUUGCUUUGAAGUUCAUCCUGCAGAUUUCAUUGUUUUUAAACAUGACUCAUCAACCAGUACUUAUGUUUUAUAUUUUAAACAACUUACUUUUUAAUACCAAACAAUUGUUUUCAAUUUUAUAAAUAGCAGUUGUACUGCUUUUAACAAUGUAAUUAUUAGUAAGAUAUUUUUGGAAUAUUUGUUUCAUUUGUAAAUCAAACUUAUUCAUGAUUCUACAGAAGGGGGUUAAUGCUAUAUUCAUAUGAAUUGAUUGUAUCAAAAUUUAAAAUUCUUGUCAACCGAUCCCUAUGGCACCCUAUGGCACCGGUAUUGUCAGGAAUUAUUCUCUUAUUUUUUGUAUGAAUUUUUUCAUUUGAAUCUGCUGAUUUUCACAAAUAUUUUUUCUGGUCAAAACUAAUGAUAUUGUUGAUUUUUCUUACCAUUAUAUAUGACUAUGUUGUAAUAUAAUUUUGUGCAAUGAAGAAUUAUACAGUUACCUCUCCUUAAGCCAUAAUUUUCAGUAAUAAUAAUCCCCCCACCCCCGCCAGUAAUUGAGAUAAAAUCUUGGUGCUAAAACUGACCAGUUUAAACUGUACAGAUAUCAUUCACCAAGCUUACAUAAUGUACUACUUAUUUAUUAUCUUUUACAUUUAUCUGCUUUUAAUGAAAUAAAAAUGGAGCUUUUAUGAU
Molecule: messenger RNA, 7730 nt
Organism: Patella vulgata (common limpet)
Lineage: Eukaryota; Metazoa; Mollusca; Gastropoda; Patellidae
Product: plexin-A4
Exons: 27
Coding region: 271-5037 (1588 amino acids)
Biological process (GO): semaphorin-plexin signaling pathway involved in axon guidance; negative regulation of cell adhesion; regulation of cell migration
Cellular component (GO): semaphorin receptor complex
Molecular function (GO): protein kinase activity; ATP binding; semaphorin receptor activity
Source: RefSeq, a predicted model, not a curated record